This is a messenger RNA of Myzus persicae (green peach aphid), 884 nucleotides long. RefSeq lists its product as uncharacterized. The record is from RefSeq and is a predicted model, not a curated record. Lineage: Eukaryota; Metazoa; Arthropoda; Insecta; Hemiptera; Aphididae. Bases 200 to 766 code for a protein of 188 amino acids. Gene Ontology annotation, molecular function: RNA binding. The transcript has 3 exons.
UAAUAUUCCCGUUUCCGAAUUUCAAUUGACAAAUGUCCACAAUUUUAGAAUACUCCGAAUUAAUAUUACGUUUUAGCGUUUAGACAUUUUAUAUUUUACAUUUUUUCGGUAGCUCGAACAAUCGUAUUACCCUUAAAUUAUAUUUUUGUUCUAUGAUAUUAGUUAUUACGGAUUUUAGUAGUCUCAAACGAUAUUCAAAAUGUUCAAUACUCUAAGGAUUUUGUUCCGACUCUCAUCGACCGCCGUUCCGACUGGAUUGCGGUCUUCAGUUUUGAACAAACCUUGGAUUAGGAGUAUCUGCUAUCAAUGUCGACAGCCAAUUCUAGCAAACAAAUUUCUAUGUAUCAACACGGGCAGACGUUACAAACGUACAAAAAAAGAAAACGAUCAGGAUACUGACGAUGAAUUUGAUUUAGAAAUGGACGAAUCCAGUCAGUUGGUUAAAUUCAGGACCAGUACAAUGAGAAUGGAUACUGUCCUAAAACACGCACUAGGAAAGUCUAGAAAUAAAAUUGAAGUAGCUUUUUAUGAAAGCCGUAUCCGCGUGAAUGGAGAAAAAGUACUGAAGAAAAGCCACGCAUUAGAAGUAGGAGAUGAGGUGGAUUUUGUGAAAGGUCCUAGUCCAAAUAAUCCAGAUUUUCUUUUAGUAUCAAGAGUAGAAGUAUUGUCUGCCAAAUUAAAUGGAGACGAAUUAGAUGUAAAAUUAAAAAAGUAUAAGAGUCUUCUGAUAAACAAUUAUGAAAAUAAAUGGAAACCACAAUCAUAAAAAUAUAUAUUGUUUGUAUAGAUUAGAUAAUUUCAUUAUGAUACUUUGAUUAUGAAAAAUUACAUUUUUAAAUUAAACUUUAUGUCCAAAAAUGUGCAAAUAAAUUUAUUUUAUGAAA